Molecule: messenger RNA, 1032 nt
Organism: Leptosia nina
Lineage: Eukaryota; Metazoa; Arthropoda; Insecta; Lepidoptera; Pieridae
Source: the annotation of a GenBank genome assembly
AUGUUAGGGUUCCUCGACGCAUUUAAAGUACGUCCGGCGCGGGCGCUGGUCGCUUUUGCUGGAUUUUCAAACAAUAAAAUUAUAAGCGAUUCGGUUAAAAAUAACUCGGCGGCUACUGUUGGCGUAUUCCUGAAGUUCGAUCAGUCCGGCCUGGAAGCGUGCGGUGCGCCCGCGCAACCAUCCACAACUGCCAGAACACCCCCAAAUUGGUCCUGCCUGGAGUGUAAGGGCAAUAAGACCAGGGACUCUCCGUUAUCCGAUACUAUAAUUUCUGAAUUGCAAUUGUUACGUACAGAACUGGCAAAUCAAAUGGGUGCUAUCAGGGAGGAUAUGGCGUGCUUCUCCACUCGAAUAGAUAAACUAUUUGAGUCAGUGCACAAUUUGGGAGAUAGACUCGAUAAUGUCGAAAGCAGGAUUUCUGUUUUAGAAAAUAAAUCAGAACUUUCACCUAGCCAAGACUGUAACUCGAACCAGGAUUUAUUAUCAUCUAUAUCGCAGUUAAAAACGGAAUUAAACGAUCGAGAUCAGGAAUUGUUACUGACGGACAUUGAAAUCUCUGGAAUUCCAGACAACGAAGGUGAAAAUUUGUCGCAUUUGGUCACUCUGAUUGCGUCAAAGCUCAGCGUUGUGGUUCAUGAAGACGACAUCGUGAGUGUUCAGAGGGCAAAGGCCUAUAGUCGUAAUCGCAGUAAUGGAAGUGGGCCGAAACCAAGUAGCCGAUCGAUAUACGUACGAUUCACAAGACGUUCAAUACGAGACAACUUAUUAAAAAGUGCACGUGUACGCCGAGAUGCCGACACGUCAGGAUUAAAUCUACCGGGCGAUCCGCGCCGAUUCUAUCUGAAUGAACGUCUUACGCGCCACAACAAGCACCUCUUCUAUAAGGCUCGCGAGGAAAAGAAACGACUAAGCUGGCAAUACCUAUGGACCAAAGAUGGGAAUAUAUUUGCUCGUCAGAAAUCGGACACAAAAGUUAAACGAAUUCGUACUGAAGCAGACUUGGCCGUGGUUUUUGGUGGUCCCGAAAAUUAG